UCAAUCAUUAUCAGAAGUGUUUGUAUUGUUGUACCAAAUAAUAAUUUCUGAGUUAUUUAUUGUAAUAUUAUUGCUCUUAUUUUCUGAUAUCUAACCAAGUUAUACAUUCAUCUAGAUUAGCUAUUUUUAUUUAAGUUUCCGCUUAGAAUUGAAACAAAUUAAGAACGUGAGCUUAAAAAUGGAAGAAGUUGAUUCCAUUAUUUUACAUUUCCUUCGACAGCUAAAUAUCAAUAUAGAUGAUGAGAUCAAAAACAUUAAUGAACUACCUGUUCACAUCAUUAUCGAAUCCGCGUCGACAUGUUUAAGCGCGAUUAAUCCGUCUGUUAAAGUAACAAAAAAUCUGCCACCGGGUAUAUCGCAGAGAAUAGAAGUGGCUUCUCAGAUUGCUUCUGUUUGUAAGGACCUUGGAUACAAGAAUGAUGUUGGUUAUCAAACUUUUUUAUAUCACAACGAGUGUGAGUUGAGGCAAGUGUUUAUGUUUUUAAUAGAAAGAUUACCAAAUGAGGGGAAACAAGCACCAACAAAUAUACAAUCUGCCAACAGAAAAUCAUUACUUAAAAGAAAUAUUAGCAAUAAAAUUGGAGAAGAACUCAAGUCUAUUUGGAUCACACCAUGUUGCAAGCCUAAUUCUAAUAAAAUUGGUGACUUUAGUUCUGCAGAUAUAACUUCUACCUGUAGCUAUACAAGCCUACCUGAUGAACAGGUCAUAGAAAAGCUGUUAAAAAUUAAAGAACUCAGCAAAACUAAUGUAUCACUGCUUUCUAAUGAACAACCAAGUAAACAGACAGAGCAACAGAUUACUCAGACAGAGCCUGCAGCUAAAAUAAAUGAACAUUCAACUAAAAGUCUGAAAGAGUUAAAAGAAACGGCUAUUGUUUUAAGGCAAAAGUUGGAUACCCUUGAGAACGAAAAGAAUGUGAUGGAAGUUGAGUUAUCACAGGCACAAAAGUCAUUUGAGAGAGCUGAUGCAGACCUAAAAAAUGUGCUGAACAUUCUCAAUAGUAUUGGAAUAACUGAUGUUGAGGCUGAAGGUGUGGCAGGUUUGAUAGAAAAAGAACAAAUGAACAUCGCUAGCUUACAUAGACAGAGUGAGGAACUAACAUCAAGAAACUUGUCUGUUAUGGUUGAAAUUGACAAAAUUACUAAUAGCAUGAACUUGACAGAAUCUGAGAGAAGCAGGUGCAGAAAAAUCUUGAGUACCUUGAAAGAGACUGCUAAGGCUUUGAAAGAAGAACAUGACAAGAAAGAAAUAUUAGGGAACCAAUUAAAGGAGAGUUAUGCCAAGCUAAGGGGCGGAAAUAAAAGGUCCAUAUACACAAAAAGGAUUUUAGAAAUUAUAAGUAAUGUAGAUAAGCAGAACAUGGAGAUAAAGAAGAUACUUGAUGACACAAGACAGUUGCAAAAAGAAAUAAAUAGCUUAGAAGGUCAACUUGAUAGAUGCUUUACAAUAGCUGAUGAGACUCUUUUUAGGGAUGCUAAAAAAGAUGACCAAGCUAAAAAGGCAUACAAGUUGCUGGCCUUGCUUCAUUCAGAGUGCAACACUAUUGUUUCCCUUGUCAAUGAUACUGGUACGUUGGCCAGGGACAUAGUUGAUUUAGAAGAGAACAUUCAGACUGAGACAGCCAAGAGAACUGAAGAUACUCUAAGGAAAAUACAACUUGAUCUUGCUAAGAUACAGGAAGAGGGAUAAUUAUUUUUUAAACACAUGUGCAAAAAUUGUGAUGUGUAAGGAGCAUUUCAUUUCACUACUAUUACUCAGGCCUUUCUCUUUGGUUCUUGUAUUGCUAAGUAUUGAUAUCAAGAAAUUUAUUUAUUCCUUAUGCAUCCAUCAGACAUAGUACUGAUCUUGAUUAGCUUAAAGAAAUAAGACUUUAAAGUUGCUUAUGUACUGAUAAUUUCCCUCUUACAUAUUUAUCUACUAGCUUCUGCUCACGUGGUGUGUGAAAGUAGCCCAUGUGUCUAUCCAGGGUAUCUACUCACCAUAUAAUAUUAGUAGGUUAAAAUAGGAAGUGUAUAUUAUUUUGUUGUAUAUGAGCAUAGAUAUAAUAGUAAAUAGAUUGGCAAUCAUGUAAUUUUUGAGUGACUUUUUCUGUGUAAAUAUGGGCUGAGUGAUUUUGUUUUUGUAACACAUACCACAUAUAUUUAUCUGUCACGCAUUGCCAGUCUAUCAAACUGUAGUGGAAUCUUAAAUCUAUGUGUAUAUGAGAUACCCUAAAACUACAUUUAUUUUAUCUGGGUACAGGAAGUUCCCCCAGAAUGCUGGUGAAACCGUUUAUUUUACGUUAUAAGUUGGAAAGUAAAGCUUUUUCUGAAUUUAAAAAUUCUUUUCUAAUAUGAUUUUAGAUAUAAAUAUGAUGAGAAAUGAUCUGCUAAAUCAAAUGUUAUGUAUGCUAAAAUUAUCUAUUGUAUAUAAUAAAAUUAAUAUUCAAGUA
Molecule: messenger RNA, 2432 nt
Organism: Helicoverpa zea (corn earworm)
Lineage: Eukaryota; Metazoa; Arthropoda; Insecta; Lepidoptera; Noctuidae
Product: coiled-coil domain-containing protein 22
Exons: 8
Coding region: 179-1690 (503 amino acids)
Biological process (GO): positive regulation of ubiquitin-dependent protein catabolic process
Molecular function (GO): cullin family protein binding
Source: RefSeq, a predicted model, not a curated record